Messenger RNA from Lipotes vexillifer (Yangtze River dolphin), 2007 nucleotides. RefSeq names its product zinc finger protein 347-like. The transcript has 5 exons. Bases 1 to 2007 code for a protein of 668 amino acids. Gene Ontology annotation, cellular component: nucleus. Gene Ontology annotation, biological process: regulation of DNA-templated transcription. The record is from RefSeq and is a predicted model, not a curated record. NCBI's taxonomy places the organism in Eukaryota, Metazoa, Chordata, Mammalia, Artiodactyla, Lipotidae.
AUGGCUCUUUCUCAGGGACUAUUGACAUUCAGGGAUGUGGCCAUAGAAUUCUCUCAGGAGGAGUGGGAAUGCCUGGACCCUGCUCAGAGGGCCUUGUACAGGGAUGUGAUGUUGGAGACCUACAGGAAUCUGCUCUCCCUGGAUAUCUCCAUUAGUUUUCUGACCAAGGAAUUAUUAAAGAAGAAAAAUAUUAAUAACAGAGAAUUAUACCAACCAGUGGUCUUGGGAAGACAUGGAAGCCAUGGUAUUGAGGAUUUUGACUUCAGCAAAGUCAGGGGAACUGUGUAUGAAUUUGAGAAUAAGUGUGGAUGUGAAGAAAGAAAUUCCAAAGGAGAGCUUAUGACAGAUAACGUAAAUCACACUGUUUAUGCAGGAAACAAGUAUACAGAACAUUUUGAAAAUAGAACUGGAUUAAGCUUUCAGUCACAUCUGGCUGAAUUGCAGAGAUUUCAAACUGAAGAGAAAAUUUAUGAAUGUAAUCAAGUUGAGAAUUCUGUCAAAACUUGUUCCUCAAUUUCAUCACUUCAAAGAUUUCCUCCUAGUGUCAAAACCAACAUUUGUAACACAUAUGGAAAGGUUUCUUCCUUCAUUCCUAUGUAUCCUUCAUUGCUUACACAGCAACAGAAAACAAAUACUAGAGAAAAAUUAUACGAAUGUAGUGAAUGUGGAAAGACUUUUAUCCAUCAUUCAGUCCUUACUAGUCAUCAGAGAAUUCAUUCUGAGCAGAGACCUUACAAAUGUAAUGAGUGUAGUAAAGCCUUUAAACAGUUCUCAAACCUCACAAGACAUCAGAGAAUCCACACUGGAGAGAAACCAUAUAAAUGUAAUAUAUGUGACAAGGUCUUUAAUCAGAAUUCCCACCUUACAAAUCAUUGGAGAAUUCAUACUGGAGAGAAACCACACAAGUGUAAUGAAUGUGGUAAGGCUUUUAUCAAAUGUUCAGACCUUUGGCGUCAUGAGAGAAUUCAUACCGGAGAGAAACCUUACAAAUGUAACGAAUGUGGUAAGGGUUUUACCAAACGUUCAUAUCUUUGGGAUCAUCAGAGGAUUCAUACUGGAGAGAAACCAUACAAAUGUAUUGAAUGUGGCAAGGUUUUUAGGCAGUGGUCUACCCUCAGGAUUCACCGAAGAAUUCAUACUGGUGAGAAACCUUAUAAAUGUAAUGAAUGUGGCAAAGCUUUUAAGCAGUGCUCACACCUGACUAAACAUCAGAAUGUACAUCCUGGAGAAAAGCCACACAAAUGUACUGUGUGUGGCAAGGCUUUUAUCCACAUUUCAAGUCUGGUAAAACAUCAGAAAAUUCAUACUGGAGAAAAACCAUACAAAUGUAAUGAAUGUGGUAAGGCUUUCAUCCAAAGUUCAAGUCUUACAGAACAUCAGAGAAUCCAUACCGGUGAGAAACCUUAUAAAUGUAAUGAAUGUGGCAAGGCCUUCACUGUGUGUUCAAGCCUAACUAAACAUAAAAGAAACCAUACUGGAGAGAAACCUUACAAAUGUAAUGAGUGUGAUAAAGCCUAUACACAAUUCAGCUCAAGCUUGGAGGAUUAUCAGAGAAUUCAUGGUAGAGAGAAACCUUACAAAUGUAAUGAAUGUGGCAAAUCCUUUAACUGGUGUUCACGCCUCACCCGACAUCAGAGGAUCCAUACUGGAGAGAAACCAUAUAAAUGUAAUGUAUGUAGCAAGACCUUCAGUCAAAACUCAAACCUAACAAUUCAUCAGAGAAUUCAUACUGGAGAGAAACCUUACAAAUGUAAUGAAUGUGGCAAAGCCUUUAAGCAGUACUCAAGCCUCACCAGACAUCAGAAUAUACAUCCUGGAGAGAAGCCACACAAAUGUAAUAUGUGUGGUAAGGCUUUUAUCAAACGUUCACACCUUUGGGGUCAUGAGAGAAUGCAUACUGGAGAGAAGUCAUACAAAUGUACUGAAUGUGGCAAGGCCUUUAGACAAUGGUCUGACCUUAGGAUUCACCAAAGAAUUCAUACUGGAGAGAAACCCUUAGAAAUGUAA